AUGUCCUCGUUCACAUUGCUACUCUGCACCCUUUUCUCUUCUUCCAUGGCAUUUCAAAGCUCGUCGUUGUCAAUUCAACAAGAAGCAAGAUUGUUGAAGUUGGCAUCAUCAUCGCCAUCACUCAGACAGGAACUUCCGUGGUCACAGCAAAGAAGAAGAGCUUCCGCCACGAUUCUGGGAGUCGGCUUUUCCAUGGAAAGCAAUGAUGACGUCCAGUAUCUAUACGCAAAAGCUAGAGAUUGUGCCUACAGUGCUGAAGAUGGUGGGGAAGAAUGUUCCAUAGACGAUGCUACUCAUCUCCUCCAAGACUUGACAUUUCUUCUCUCCCAGUGCACCUAUGGGAAUAUGCGAAACCAGAACACCGCCAUAUGCAAAGAUCAAGAUGUCGCUGCUGACAUUGUAUCGAGAUUACGAGUGAAGGCAUCUUCGUCUUCCUCGAGUGCAUCUGCAGUGGUGGCAGGAGCAGCACCUGUGGUAGAAUCGGAGGAAGAGGAACAAAGCAUAACAUGGAAAUCUACUUUUGCCAAGUUGGAGCUGCCCGUGGCGGUUCUCUACUACUUUGCCUGCAUCUUUUUCAUGAUGAACUAUGGUCAUUAUGGCGUCAAUGACGUCGAUAUCGCAGAGACCACUGCCAAAGUCCACGAGUACUACACAUCGACCACUACUCUUCCACCGUCAUUCUUUCAUCAUGGAAUUUUCUAA
This is a messenger RNA of Cylindrotheca closterium, 702 nucleotides long. The record is from the annotation of a GenBank genome assembly. Lineage: Eukaryota; Bacillariophyta; Bacillariophyceae; Bacillariales; Bacillariaceae.